AUAUUACAUAUAUACAUAUACUAACAUAGAAGAGGAAGAAGAGACACGACGCCAUGUUUUGAUAUCGUCAUGCCCCCUUCUUAAAGUUCUACCUCUUGUAUCGUUUAAUAGUCGUUCGUGUCAGUGUUUUUUUUUUUUUAUCGUUACUCGACAUAACUCCGUGGCAUUCGCAUUCAUUUAUCUCAUUUUUAUCUAUUUAUCUCUAUCAUUCAAUCAUUUUUUUUCUCCCGUUCCAUUUGGAGGUGCUUUUUUCUGAUCUAUUGUCAAAAAACGUAAGAUUGCAUAGGAAGCACGUGCGAUAAAACCGUCGACGUUCAUCCUCGUGGUAUUUCUGUACUUUUCUGCACGUCGUUGCGUCGUGCUAUUAGUGCUGCCAAGUGGUCAAGUUUAACUAGGGACGUUGUAUAAUGUAAUAGUGUGAUUUGCUUGUAAUAUGGUGCUGCCACUGCUGGUGCUAGUGCUGCUGCCCCUAUAGCAACUGCUGUUGCUAGUGGUGUUGGAGUGUUUGUGUGGAGGCGCCCGUGUCUCCUCCGUAUCCCUUUUCAUGUCCUCCGGAAUAUCAGCUCUAGCAGAGAGGGGGGGUUUACCAAGCGUCGUCUACGUGGUGCUGGUGUCCUAGUGCGGGAACGUGCCGAUCUAUCCCCUUUUUAAAGGGGGGACUACGGCCACGGCGGCCGUUUUCACUGUUGUGUUACGAUUACGUCACGCGACGUGAGCCUUGCUUUUUUAUCUCGAGGUUUUAAUCGUCGCUACCACCGUUGCUGUUGCCGUUUCUGUUGCCGUUGCUGUAGCUGUUGCCGUUGCUGUAGCUGUUGCCGUUGCUGUAGCUGUUGCCGUAGUUGUUGUCGUAGCUGUUGCCGUCACCGUCACCGUCACCGUCGCCGUCGUCGUCGUUGCGUUUUCUUUGCCUAAGGAAGGAAAUAGGAAGUAGAGGUGGAGGAAGGGAAUAAAGAGGGAGAAGACGGUGGGGGCGGUGGCGGAGACGAAGGAGAAGGAAGACGACGACGUCGAGGACGGUGACGCGAACGACAAGAGGCACGAAGAAGAAGAGGAGGAGGAGGACGAGGAGGAGGAGGACGAGGAGGAGGAGGACGGGUCGUCGCGUAAAAUGGAGCUGCGCUUGCACUCACCAGCCGGAGCAGAACCGAUAGUUUAUCAGUGGCCCCUCACCUCCGGAUCAGGAUCCGAUCGUCACGAUGGAGCAUUAGACGUUGUAGAAACAAUGAGAUGGGUUUGCGAUGAUUUACCUGACUUAAAAUUACCUUUAGAAAAUAAUGUUCUUUGCAAUUACGAUACAAGAGAUUAUGAAAGUAUGAAAAGUUUAUGCGAUAGAUUUAAUAGAGCUAUUGAUAGCUUGGUACAACUGGAAAAAGGCACUAGUUUACCAUCGCAAAGAUUAAAUAAACGUCCAAGUAGAGGCUUACUUCGACAUAUACUUCAACAAACGUAUAACCAAGCUGUAGUUGAGCCUGACAAAUUAAAUCAAUAUGAACCAUUUUCACCUGAGGUUUACGGGGAAACAAGUUUUGAAUUAAUAUGUCAAAUGAUCGAUCAGGUUGAUGUUACCGAGGAUGAUGUUUUUGUCGAUUUAGGAUCCGGCGUUGGACAAGUAGUUCUCCAAAUGGCAGCGGCAACUUUAUGUAAAAUUUGUAUUGGUGUUGAAAGAGCCGAUGUACCUUCGAGAUAUGCCCAGAGCAUGGAAAUAAAUUUUCGAAAAUGGUUAAAUUGGUUUGGAAAAAUAUGCGGAGAAUAUCGUUUGGUGAAAGGUGAUUUUCUAGCAGAUGAGCAUCGCGAGAGCAUUACUGGUGCUACAAUUGUAUUUGUUAAUAAUUUUGCUUUUGGACCAACUGUAGAUCAUCAGUUAAAAGAAAGAUUUGCUGAUUUACGAGAUGGCGCUCGGAUAGUAUCCUCAAAAUCGUUUUGUCCGUUAAAUUUUCGAAUAACGGAUCGAAAUCUUAGUGAUAUUGGUACCAUAAUGCAUGUGUCUGAAAUGUCACCACUGAAAGGUUCAGUUUCAUGGACAGGCAAGCCUGUGUCCUAUUAUUUACAUGUUAUUGAUAGAACUAAAUUAGAACGUUAUUUCCAUCGUUUGAAAAAUAAUAAACAAGGUGGCUUAGACGAAAAUUCUGAUUCUGUGAUAAGUAACACUGCCAGCAAUAGUAGUAAGAUUUCUAGUAGAGGUGAAAGAAGCGACAGAGCCAAAAGAGAUCUUUCCAGACAGUUAGAUAGUCCUAAUCAUUCAGAACAGCAAGGAACAAAUAGCGAUUCUGAUAUGGAUGAAAAUAAUAUUAAAAAUCGUCGACAAUCAACUAAAAUUCGUAGGAAACUAAACAGAAAAAGUGCAAAUGGUAUAUCAAGACCUCCUCCCAGAGGAAGACAAAGAGGAAGAGGCGUGAAAAGGGCUAGACCUAAGAAAGCUAUUAAUAUAUCUGGACUCGAUUUAUUACAUAGUCAAACAUUAUUAAGUACAUCUCCGCAAGCUCUUGGGAAGAAACCACCUCCUGCACCAGGUUGCGUGGAUCAACAACUUUCUUCUUUAUCCCUUUCUUUACAAUCUCACUCCACCUCUGUGCACGAAGAACUCAGUAUACCACCUGCUCCGUCCGCGACUCCAUAUGCUUUACAAAUACUUUUGGAUUUAUACAGGGACCAAUUCAUGCUUAUGUUAGAAUCUAUGAGAACUCCUACUUACAGAGUAUCUGUUAACGCAGAUAUUUUAAAAGAGAGAGAAAGAAAUUCUAAACUACAAUCGAGAGCAGCACAAUUGGAAAAACAAAUAAAAGUAUUGAUCGAUGAUAGUGUAGCACUUUUAAAAGCCAGAAUGACCGAAUUAGGUAUAAAUGCUACUUCCCCUGGAGAUCUUCUAGCAAAAGCAAAAGAAAUAGUACUUAGACACAAGCAAUUGCAAGCUAAAGCAAGUAAACUACAAGCUCAAGUAGCAUCUAUGGAAUCAGAACAAACGAAAUUAACGGCACUUAGACACCAAGAAUUACAAGAAAAAUACAACGGCCACACUAAUAGCGUAUCUAACACACAACAACCACAUAUUGACGAGUAUAUAUUAAAAGAAAUAUCUGUUACAUUAUCCCAGCGCAAGAGAUUGCAAUUACAGGUGUCUAAACUGGAGCAUGAAUUGAAUGUAUUAGAAAGGGCUAGUAAUGAAAAGCAAGUCGCUGCUAUUGCUCAACAACAAAGAGAUGCAAUGAACAAUAAACAUUCUCAAAGUCAGCAUCAUCACCAAAAUGGAAAAAGCGGGUCUACCCGGAAAAAUAGAGAAGGACGUUCGAAAUCUCAGGAGUGGCCUGAUGUUCCAGAUAUCGGCAAAAUACAAGAAAAUAAUCCGGAAAUUUUAGCACAGAAAAUUUUAGAAACCGGAAGACAAAUAGAAGCUGGACGUAUUCCAAACAGACAAAAUUCUAAUGUUAAUAAUAAUUCUAGAACUAGACUGCCUCAAGCAUCUCUUAGUUUUUCUACGACAUCGUCAUGCAUUUCAUCAUCGCAAUCGCAUUCAAAUAUUAAAGAAAUGAUAAAUAGAACACAAGAACCACCUAGGGUAGCUAAUUUUGAAGAUAGAUUGAAAAGUAUCAUUACAAGUGUAUUGAAUGAAGAUCAACAAAAUCGUAGUAAACAACAAAUGCAGUUGCAAGUGCAACUGCAUCAUUCUGACACGGAUAAAAAGCGAGGCGUGUUACCGCAAAAUGUUUCUACUCCUGAUUAUACGCAGGUUUCUCCUGCAAAGCUUGCACUUCGACGUCACCUGUCUCAGGAACGUCUCUCUUCACAUCUAACUCCAUCCGAUAGAAUAGAUUCUAGACAAUCUGGUCACGAUAAUCGCAUUAUUGCUGGUGGAAGUGGAUUAUUGGGAACUAGAACAAUCGGUGAUCUUGUGAGUGGAGAGAUAGAGAGAACAUUAGAAAUAUCUAAUCAAACGAUAAUAAAUGGAACAGUUGACAUGAGUACAAUGAUGAGGCCAGAAACUGUAUACUCUCCUAUUAGUCGACCAGCUAGUGCUGAUGGAGAUGCCGGUUUAUCAACUCUUGCUCAUGUUGCUAGUUAUGCACCUACAUCGGUAACAACUGCUACAUCUACUCCUGCUAGUACUUCCAGAUCAUCUGUAUUAUUUACACCUGUGACGCAACCUCAAAGAUAUACACCUGUACAACUACCACGAGCAGACAUUAAACCCUAUCACGAAUCCUAUUUUUCUGACAAUCUUACCCAAUCGCUUACGCAUUCUCAUUCAUCCUCAUCCAUACAUUCGUCUCAAGCGUCUUCAAAUGGCGAACUUUUACCGGUAGAAGGACUAGCAGCCUCUUUACAUGCUCGAAUUUUGAACAAUCAUAAUGGCACUAAUAAAAGUGAUCAAGUGCUGCACAUCUCCAGAAGAUUUCAGCCAUAUCCUCGAUACGCAAAUAACAGUAAUAGCAACAACAAUACUAGUACAAAUGGCAGUAUGACUACAAUUUGUCAGACGCAGCCUGCAGUAUCUGUGAAAACGGAAGCAGUCAUAUCAACAGUAAGCACAAGUGGUGCACCUUUAAGUCCUCUCGUAGAACCACAUUCCAAUACUUCAACUCCUUUGGUUGACGAACCUCAAAUGACAACACAAAGACAGCGGAAUGGUAUUGGUGACGAUGAUGGAGAAACAGAUUGGCAAGAUCGUAUCAGUUCUGGAUUUGAUCGUUUAGUUGCAUUUGCAUCAACAGAAUUAGACAAACGAAGAAGAUCAACGGAAGGUGUAAAUACAAGUCCCGAUAGUGGAUUAGGUUCGGAUAGUGCUGCAACAGGACCACCGCCUGUUGUUCCUUCUCCUGACGAAGCAUUAGGACCUCCACGGACACCUUCUCCAACUAGUCCCCGUCCUGCAAAUCCUAAUAAUGGUAGUGCAAGCAGUAAUUCGUCAGUACCUCUCAAAUAUCAGAGACAAGUGGAUCCCGAACGGCAUCAUUUCAAAAAAAAGUUUUUUCACAGAGAUUGGAAUAAUUCUGGAAGUACCAGUAAAUUUCGUCCCAAAGGAAAAGAUUGGGACUGGAAUCAUUCUGGACAGUGGCCUCCAAAUGAUGAACAAACAUAAUUAAAUAUCUGCUUAUAAUCAAAUAUUUCAUUGGAAAUGGGACGUUUUAUAAAGUUUGUCUAAAAACAUGGUCAUCUAUGUGCCUGUGAAAACAAAUGUAAUAUUUUCUAGCACCACUGACAUUAAUUUUACACCGAUAUAUUUGGAUUUCUUCCUUUUUUUUUUUCUAUGGUUUUGUCAACAUCAAUUAUUAGAUAAUUGAUUCGGUUUGAUUCGAUAAAAAUAAUUGACUGAAUAUUUCGUAGGAAAAAUGUAACUUAAAACAAUCCUUACAAAAUUAUCCAAUUUAAUUAAUGAUUAAUUUAUUAUUCGAAUUUAAUUUAUUUUUAUACCUUGUAAAAAAUCACUGAGUUAUAACGUUGCGUAAUAUCCAUAUGAAUAUAAAUUGUAAUUUCUAUACAGAAUUUGUACGGAAAUGAAAGAAGUGUAUACUUGAAUAAUGACAAGAAUAUAAACAAUUAUUCUGCUACUACUCAGUGCGCGAUCUAACGUAUGAACUUUAAUAUUAGACGAAAUUUAUUGUAAAGCUUGGUAAAUAAUUGCCAAACAAACGUGAAAAUGUUAUACCACAUAAAGGACUGUGUACCUUUAUUAAGGUAUGACAUUACACAGUACCUAUGAGAUUAUGCCUUUUAAAAUGUAUAGUUCAUAGUCUACAUCUACAAUAUGGCACAAUGUUAUUAUAUAUACAAUGUAUUAGACAUAAACGUCAUGUAAAUAGUGUGCCAUAUUUCGUAGAUAUUUAGACAAAUAUGAAUGACAAAAUAAGGCUACCAAAACCUUUGUGUGUUCGUAGCAAGUAAUGGCUGCAAACUUUAUAAGCAGCUCUAUCUUCCAAGAUCUUUUGGAGGACUUUAUUCAAGUGUUCACUGUUACUCAUAGUAUAAAUGACAACAACAAAAAAAGAGCAAGCAAAAUACGGUCAUUUUCACGACAAAAAAUAUAAUUACUUCCUUUUUGGCACAAAUUUAUACAAAAAUUUGUAAAAUUGUGCGAAUUAUCCAAAGAGAGAGACCACUCCGAAAAUUAUGAGAUUUUCAUACUUUCAUUUUUAAGGAGAAUAAUGAUCUAAAAGAAAAAACUACAUACAAUACAAUUUAUUUGGAAAUGUAAAACUUUGUGUAUAAAAGAUUUUUAACACGUUGAGCGUGGUAUCGGUUCAUAGAAUCGACAUUAAACUUUUCGUUUGGGCGGUCGCGGCUUCUAUUUGUUAUUCUAUUUCCUUUUUAACAUUCUUCUGAUUAUUUUUUGUAUAUUCUUAAUAUACUUAUGCAUUAGCUGCGUCAUUCCCUUUGCCCAAACAAAUAGUGAACACAUUUGUCACUGCGAUCUGUGUAUGUUAUGUUCUGUUUAUAAUUUGUAACCGAACAAAUCGCCGAAUGAUUGUCACUGUGUGCCGCCUGAACGAAAAGCAGAGAAAAAAUCGCCUUCGCGUUUAACCCAUUAAUUAUUAUCUUGACGAACAGAAGUAUGUAAAAAUAGCUUCACUUGAAAAGGAAUAUGUAAAAAUGAAUCGAUUUAUAUGCACGAUUGUAAUUACUUAUGAAAUUAUUUAAUAAUCCCUAUAUAUUAGUAAAUGUAGUCAAUACAAUGUAGGCACUGCUACAUUUCGCAUGUUACAUACACUGCCGAAUCUAUUAAUUUUAUUAUUGAUCAUUAUUAUUUAUUGUUUUUAUUGGAAUAUUUUAAUACUAAGGUUUUUGUAACAAU
Molecule: messenger RNA, 6784 nt
Organism: Polistes canadensis
Lineage: Eukaryota; Metazoa; Arthropoda; Insecta; Hymenoptera; Vespidae
Gene: gpp
Product: histone-lysine N-methyltransferase, H3 lysine-79 specific
Exons: 11
Coding region: 1109-5074 (1321 amino acids)
Biological process (GO): regulation of transcription regulatory region DNA binding; DNA damage checkpoint signaling; DNA repair
Cellular component (GO): nucleus
Molecular function (GO): histone H3K79 methyltransferase activity
Source: RefSeq, a predicted model, not a curated record